AUCAAUUUUGCAUAUAGAGACAGUAAAAUGAAAUGAACGGAGUACUGUACAAUUAUAAUUUAUAGCUUUCCAAAGAAUACAAACACCUACUCAAACUGUGAAAUAUCACACUCAUCAUUACUAUAAAAGCUUUAAAGAGGGAGAAAAAGAAAAAUAGUGAGAGAGAAAUAGUUUUGAGAUUGGCAAAAAAGAAAUGGAGGAAUUGGAGAAGAAGAAUAUUAGUAGCACUAGUAUGAAGGAGGAAGAAGAAGAAGAAGAAAUUGACAAUAGCUUUGUUCCUGUUUAUCACUCUUUUUCUUCACAAAAUUAUCAUUCUCAUGUUGCUUCUGGUGUUGAUUAUUUGUCUAUUUUAGCAUCUAAACAUGGCGAUUUUCUUCUCUCCUCAGCUGGAGAUCAGGUGAAAGUUUCAGAACUCGAGGGCAAAGUUGUUGGCCUUUACUUUUCAGCUAACUGGUAUUCACCAUGUACGAAGUUUACAAACCUGCUAGUUAACGUGUACCAGCAACUUAAGGAAUGCAGCAAUGUCAAUCUCGGUUUUGAAAUUGUGUUUGUUUCGUCCGAUGAAGACUUAAAUGCCUUCAAUGCUUAUAGGUCAUCAAUGCCUUGGCUUGCAAUUCCAUUCUCUGAUUUGGAAACAAGGAGGGCUCUUACCCAAAAAUUCGAUGUAGAAGGUAUCCCUUGUUUGGUAAUUCUACAACCUAACGAUAACAAAUUAGACUCUGCAGUUAUUAAAGACGGAGUUGAACUCGUGUAUCGAUAUGGAGUGCAAGCUUUUCCGUUUACCAGAGAAAGGUUGGAGGAGUUACGAGAGAAGGAGAAGGAGAAACAUGACAGCCAGACCUUGAGCAGUUUGCUAACACACGAAGCCAGAGAUUUUCUUUUGGGGCAUCCUAGUUCUAAACAGGUACCUGUUGCUUCUUUAAAGGGGAAAACAGUUGGACUUUACUUCUCCGCACAAUGGUGCAUUCCUGCAAAAAAAUUUACGCCGAGGUUAGUUUCAGUCUACGAAAAGAUUAAGCAGCAACUAGAGGGAAAGGAGGAGGAAGAUUUCGAGAUAGUGUUUGUAUCAAGUGACCAUAACCAAGUGGAGUUCGCAACAUAUUUUGAGACUAUGCCUUGGCUGGCAAUCCCAUUCGAUGAUCCAACAAUCAAAGCUCUAGCUAAGUAUUUUGAUAUCCGAGGGAUUCCGAGCCUAGUGGUAUUGGGCCCUGAUGGUAAAACGGUAACCAAACAAGGUAGGAGCCUCGUCAACUUGUAUAAGGAGAAUGCUUACCCAUUCACAAAGACGAGAGUAGGGAUAUUAGAGAAGCAAAUGGAUGAAAUAGCAAAAGGCCUUCCAAAGACAGAAACUCACUCGGGCCAUCGACAUGAACUCACUUUAGUGCCAGAAGGCCAUGGAGGUGGAGCGUUCAUCUGUUGUGAUUGUGAUGAACAGGGCUAUGGAUGGGCUUACCAAUGCCUUGAGUGUGGCUAUGAGGUACAUCCCAAGUGUGUGAAACCCGUGUGCCGCGGCCCAGAUAACUAAGUUCUUGAGCUGAUCUUAAUGUUCUUACAUGUUAUGUAGGUAUGAGAUAAACAGGUAAAAGGAUACCUUAUGUAUAAUAUAAUUGGGUAUAAAGUGUGUCUUACUGACCAGUUACUGUGGAUUUUAAUGGGCUUAUGUUUAUUGUUUUCAUGACUUCUUGUUGGUUUGAACAUUUAUCAGAUAUGAGCCUUUGCAAAA
Capsicum annuum is the source of this 1723-nucleotide messenger RNA. Its product is annotated as probable nucleoredoxin 2. NCBI's taxonomy places the organism in Eukaryota, Viridiplantae, Streptophyta, Magnoliopsida, Solanales, Solanaceae. Bases 194 to 1525 code for a protein of 443 amino acids. The record is from RefSeq and is a predicted model, not a curated record. The transcript is spliced from 4 exons.